GAGCCACCGAAAACUCCGGAGCCUCCGAAGCCUCCGAAGACUCCGAAGCCACCGAAGCCUCCGAAGCCACCGAAGCCUCCGAAGCCUCCGAAGACUCCGAAGCCACCGAAGCCUCCGAAGCCUCCGAAGCCACCGAAGCCUCCGAAGACUCCGAAGCCUCCGAAGCCACCGAAAACUCCGGAGGCACCGAAGCCACCGAAGACUCCGGAGCCACCGAAGCAAUUCAAUAUC
Molecule: messenger RNA, 231 nt
Organism: Iphiclides podalirius (scarce swallowtail)
Lineage: Eukaryota; Metazoa; Arthropoda; Insecta; Lepidoptera; Papilionidae
Source: the annotation of a GenBank genome assembly